AUGCGGUUCCGUGGCUUGGGAGAGGAGAAAUUAACACUCGCGGAGGCUCCCAAGAAGGAAAAGGCAGACCACAUACAGCACCUGCGAGCUGUGCUUAACAUAUUGCAGCAGAACCAGCUUCACACUAAGCCAUCAAAAUACUCAUUAGGAAUGAGGGAAAUCUCCUACCUGGGCCACAUGAUCAGUCAGGGCAGAGUUAGCAUGGAAAGAGAAAAGGUUCAGGCUAUUAAGGAAUGGAGGACAUCCCAAUCAGUGAGAGAACUGCAUGCAUUCUUGGGACUCACCGGAUAUUAUCGUAAGUUUGUCUAUGGCUAUAUCACAGUAACUGCAACCCUCACUGAGUUGACAAAGAAGGGAAAAUUUGUGUGGACUGAGAAGGCAGACCAAUCCUUCCAACGGCUGAAGCAGGCAGUCACCACAGUGCUUGUCUUACAAUUACCCAACUUCCAGCAGCCAUUCACUGUGGAAUCAGAUGCAUCAGACCUAGGCAUGGGUACUGUCUUGAGCCAGAACAGCCACCCCAUAGCCUAUUUCAGUAAAGCAAUGAGAGGAAGGGAGUUGAUCGCCAUUGUCCCGCAGUCCUCAAGUGGAAGCAUUUUCUCUUGGGACAGCGAUUCAUGGUGCUAA
Molecule: messenger RNA, 627 nt
Organism: Nymphaea colorata (pocket water lily)
Lineage: Eukaryota; Viridiplantae; Streptophyta; Magnoliopsida; Nymphaeales; Nymphaeaceae
Exons: 2
Coding region: 1-627 (208 amino acids)
Source: RefSeq, a predicted model, not a curated record